Messenger RNA from Salvelinus sp. IW2-2015, 1125 nucleotides. The record is from RefSeq and is a predicted model, not a curated record. Lineage: Eukaryota; Metazoa; Chordata; Actinopteri; Salmoniformes; Salmonidae.
CUGUUUUCUUGUAGGAUGACAUCAGUGAAGCUGACAUCGAAGACUCAUUCAAAUCCAUGUUUGCUCAGCUGGCAGGAGAGGAUAUGGAGAUUUCUGUCCGUGAGCUUAGGACCAUCCUGAACAGAGUAGUGACUAGACACGAAGACCUGAAGACAGACGGCUUCAGUAUGGAGUCCUGUAGGACCAUGGUCAACCUUAUGGAUAAGGAUGGCACUGCCCGUCUCGGCCUGGUAGAGUUCCAGAUGCUCUGGAAUAAGAUCAGGAAGUGGCUGGUCAUCUAUAGAGAAUAUGACAUGGACAAGUCGGGAUCCAUGAGCUCCUAUGAGAUGCGACUUGCUGUGGAGUCGCAGGUUUUAAACUGAACAACAGACUGAAUCAGGUCCUAGUGGCUCGCUAUGCUGAGAACGAGGCCAUAGACUUUGACAACUUCAUCUGCUGUCUGGUCAAAUUGGAAGCCAUGUUUAGAUCUUUCCAGCAGCUAGACAAAGAGGGAGAAGGAGUGGCUGAGCUGAACAUCACUGAGGUGAGUCCUGGAUCUGAGGUGGGUACUGGAUCUGAGGUGGGUACUGGAUCUGAGGUGGGUUCUGGAUCUGAGGUGGGUUCUGGAUCUGAGGUGGGUUCUGGAUCUGAGGUGGGUUCUGGAUCUGAGGUGAAUCUCUGAGGUGGGUCCUGUAUCUGAGGUGAAUAUCUCUGAGGUGGGUCCUGGAUCUGAGAUGAAUAUCUCUGAGGUGGGUCCUUCAUCUGAGGUGGGUCCUUCAUCUGAGGUGGGUCCUGGAUCUGAGGUGGGUCCUUCAUCUGAGGUGGGUCCUGGAUCUGAGGUGGGUCCUGGAUCUGAGGUGGGUCCUGUAUCUGAGGUGGGUCCUGUAUCUGAGAUGAAUAUCUCUGAGGUGGGUCCUGUAUCUGAGAUGAAUAUCUCUGAGGUGGGUACUGUAUCUGAGGUGGGUCCUGUAUCUGAGGUGAAUAUCUCUGAGGUGGGUCCUGUAUCUGAGGUGGGUCCUGUAUCUGAGAUGAAUAUCACUGAGGUGGGUACUGGAUCAUUCUCUACAUUUUCAACAAACAGCCAUGCAUUUUAGCAGCCUGUGGUCUCGUGUCUAACUUCUCUCCUCUCUGUCCUUCUCUCCUCUC